Messenger RNA from Chenopodium quinoa (quinoa), 645 nucleotides. RefSeq names its product glutathione S-transferase T3-like. Bases 1 to 645 code for a protein of 214 amino acids. The record is from RefSeq and is a predicted model, not a curated record. NCBI's taxonomy places the organism in Eukaryota, Viridiplantae, Streptophyta, Magnoliopsida, Caryophyllales, Amaranthaceae. The transcript has a single exon.
AUGGGUUACGGUGAAUAUGGUGCUGCAUCUGGUUAUUUUUCGUCACAACAACUGAAUCCCAAUAUUUGGGAAUCGAGCAAUGUCUUAUAUGAAGAAGAUGAGGCAAAUGAAGAAUGCGAGGAUGAUGGUGAGGGAAAUGAAACUCCUUCCCCCCAUCAAAACUUCACUCAAAUGUUACAGCAACCACUCCAAUCAACUCCGGAAUUUCAUGUUGGUUGUUCAAACAAUAGAAGUUGGUCGCGAUCAGAAACUGCGGCUCUUAUAUCCGCCUACAUGAACACCAACACCAACAUAAUUAUCGGCACAAAUCAAAAGAAGGGUCAAUUUUGGAACAGAGUCUUGGACGCAUACGAUGCUGCCAGGGUAUCGAAUCCAGUUGAAAUAUCCCUACGAACUAUUAGUAGUUUGAAGGGAAGGUGGAUGCGAAUCUCUGAAGCCGUGUUAAAGUGGUGCGGAAGCUAUGAUAAGGCCCGGAAGCGAAUGGGAAGUGGCUAUAACGAAGAUGAUGUUAUCCAAGAGGCCCACAAAAUCCAUGAGAACUCGUUCGGACGAUUCACCUUCUACGAGGAAUGGACAAAUUCCGAUCUUUCUUGGACCAACAAACAUUCAAGCCUUCGGUGGGACGUCCACAUUCAACUCCACUGA